Molecule: messenger RNA, 327 nt
Organism: Ilyonectria robusta
Lineage: Eukaryota; Fungi; Ascomycota; Sordariomycetes; Hypocreales; Nectriaceae
Product: replication factor A protein 3
Exons: 3
Coding region: 1-327 (108 amino acids)
Biological process (GO): DNA replication; double-strand break repair via homologous recombination; base-excision repair
Cellular component (GO): site of double-strand break; DNA replication factor A complex; nucleus
Molecular function (GO): single-stranded DNA binding; damaged DNA binding
Source: RefSeq, a predicted model, not a curated record
AUGGCUGAGCAACUCUCUACCCCGCGAAUCACCGCUUCCUACCUCGACAGCUUCGUCGGGCGCGUCGUCAUGCUCGUCGGCAAGGUCACGCAGCUGCGAGGCGACCAGGCCACUCUAGACUCCGAUGGAACCGUCACAGUGCUGCUGAACCGGGACGCCCAUCUCGCCAAUGGAAGUACUGUCCAGGUCAUUGGCAAGGUCAAUCCUGACCUCUCGAUCAAAGUGCUGACUUCGAAGGACCUUGGAACUAACGUGGAUUUCGGUCUCUAUACCUCCGUCGUCGAGGCCACCCAUCGACACAAGGGAAUCUUUGUCUCGGACAAUUGA